This is a messenger RNA of Armigeres subalbatus, 656 nucleotides long. RefSeq lists its product as uncharacterized. The transcript has 2 exons. The coding region runs from base 124 to 552 and encodes 142 amino acids. The record is from RefSeq and is a predicted model, not a curated record. NCBI's taxonomy places the organism in Eukaryota, Metazoa, Arthropoda, Insecta, Diptera, Culicidae.
GACUCUCCAGCUACAUCUGUAGUCGCUCGGUCAGCAAGAAACGCCAGUUUCCCUCCCAGGUAAAAGAAAUUGGUAUACGUCUGGCCGAAGCCAAAGAUACUGCUCCCGUUUUCAAAAUAUUGAAUGGUUCCAGCACAAUACGCCUUUGGCAGCCUAUCCCAUCAUGGCUCCUGUGGACUCUCCAGCUACAUCUGUAGUCGCCCGGUCAGCAAGAAACGCCAGUUUCCCUCCCAGCACAAUACGCCUUUGGCAGCCUAUCCCAUCAUGGCUCCUGUGGACUCUCCAGCUACAUCUGUAGUCGCUCGGUCAGCAAGAAAUGCCAGUUUCCCUCCCAGCACAAUACGCCUUUGGCAGCCUAUUUCAUCAUGGCUCCUGUGGACUCUCCAGCUACAUCUGCAGUCGCCCGGUCAGCAAGAAACGCCAGUUUCCCUCCCAGCACAACACGUUUUGACAGCCUAUCCUAUCAUGGCUCCUGUGGUCUCUCCAGCUACAUCUGUAGUCGCUCGGUCAGCAAUAAACGGUAGUUUCCCUCCCAGCACAACAUGGUUUUAGCAGCCUCUCCCGUCAUGGCUCAUGUGAUCUAUUCAGCUCCAUCUGUAAUAGCUCAGUUUCACUAGUCUAUUUGCCUAUUGCCAAAAUAUCGCCAUCUCAUCAUC